AUGAUCAAUGGGGACACAGGAGAGGAGGCAAAUAUUGUUUACGGGGUACCAACUGGCUCUGUGUACGGCCCGGUCGGGUACACCAUGCACGUAAACAGUAUUAGUAACGUGGUGGAACACUGUUCCACGUAUAUGUACGCGGACGAUACGUGCCUGGUGUGCGCCGACAGGGACGUAGCUGCUAUAGAACAGAAAAUGCAAUCCGACAUAAAUAAUAUAUUAAAAUGGGCCCACGACAAUGGCAUCAUACUUAAUGUGACCAAAACGAAGUGCAUGCUUAUAAACUCUCCAAAAAUUAAAAUUCCAGAAGAAACAUCUUGUUAUGGUGUCAAACAAAUAUUGGACACAACAAAUGAAUGUUUAAGUGCUCUCACCAACAUGAAUAUAGAUGUUUCAUCCUGGGAUCUCAUUAUUAUCCACCUGGUCAUACAGAAGCUUGAUCAGAAAUCCCGGAAACUAUGGGAACACAAGAUCAGUGAUAACUCAGACACACUACCAACCUUUAGUGAAUUUUCAACAUUCCUGGAAUCCAGAUUCAGAGCAUUAGAGUUCCUAGAUCCAAGUAACAAGAGAGAAACAAAACCAAAAGAAGCAGAGCGACCUAAGGUGUUCAGUGUUACUACAACAGCGUUAUCAAUAUCCUGUCCAUGCUGUGCAGAGGCUCACUUGUUGUACCAAUGUAAGCGUUUUAGCCAGGACUCAGUACAACAACGGCGGGACUUUGUCAAAAAUAAGGCGUUGUGCUUCAAUUGUUUUGGAGCAAAGCAUUCUGCAACACAGUGCAAGCGAGAUACAUCAUGUAAGCGCUGCGGUCGUCGCCACCACUCCCUGCUGCAUCUGGACAGCGAGCAUCCACCUUCAGUGCAACCAAGCCGACUCAGUGAAGGGGAAAAGAUCCACGGCAAACAGCGUGAAGGUAUCCAGGAGAAGCCAGAGCAGAGGGAACCAGUACCUAGUAACAUUGUGGCUCAUGCUGCUGAAGGGUCGAGUAUGCCCAAUAGUGUAUGGACAGACUCUGAUAGAGGGUAUGGUACGGAAUCCAUCGUCCAACCUGACAGCACAAAACACCGCUCUGGGCUGGAUCCUGUCAGGAAAAACACAAGUCACUCCUGGGACCAGGAAGUAACUUCCAACUUGCUGACGGAGUGGAACGAGUUCCGGGAGCAGCUGCCAGUUCUCAACAGCUUCAUCAUGCCAAGAUGGGUCGGUCUCCGGCAAGAUGCAAGUGAUAUCCAACUACAUGGCUACUGUGACGCCUCCAACGACGCUUACGCAGCAGUCGUAUACCUUCGGGUAGUGGAUCAUGAAGGUAAUGUCACAGUCCAUUUAGUCGCAGCUCGAACAAAGGUCUCUCCAAUCCGCCAGAUAUCCAUACCCCGACUUGAACUGUCCGGGGCAGUACUUUUAUCCAAACUGCUGGGAGAAGUAUCCGCUAUUCUAUCCAUCCCAGUCAGUUGUUGCAGGGCUUGGACAGACUCGACUAUAGUCCUAGCUUGGCUUCAAGGCGAGCCGAGCCGCUGGACAACGUUUGUUGCCAACCGCGUCACUGAUAUUCUAUCCAUACUUAACAAUGAUCAGUGGGCGCAUGUAGAAUCCACCAGCAACCCGGCGGACUGUGCCAGUCGAGGAAUGUCACCAGCCGAUUUUAUCCAAUUCGAGUUGUGGGUCCACGGCCCAGCAUGGCUACAAGACCCUAACUACCAGCAUCCAACAUCCGAAACCGUAUCCACUGAGCUUGAAGCCAAGCCCAUGAAAGUACAUGUAUGUACUGUUUUAUCCACGGAUCAGCCAUCCGAAGAGUUGAGUGUUUGGACUAAAUACUCAUCUUUAUCCAAGACGGUAAGGGUAGUAGCUUACUGUCUCAGAUUUUGUAAAAAAUUGAAAGGAGAAUCGUUUCAGUCCUAUCUGACCGCAAGGGAGCUUGAUAAUGCCUUAAAGGUAGGUAUCAAAGCAAGUCAAUCUUCAGCUUUCUCUCGGGAGUUAACUAACUUGAAUAAUUCUAAUCCAAUCCCCCGGAGAAGCAUAAUAGUAUCAUUGUGUCCCUUCUUGGACGAGGAUGGUAUUAUGAGAACUCGAGGUAGGAUUGAGCAUAGCGAUCAUUCUUAUAAUGUUAAGCAUCCUAUAAUAAUGCCCCAUGACCAUCACUUAUCCAAGCUGAUUGUGAGUGACGCUCACACAAGGACUCUCCACGGAGGCCCCCAACUCACCCUAAAUUAUGUAAGAUCCAAGUUUUUAAUUCUCAAUGCCAAGAGCUUGAUUAGGCAUAUUUUAAGUAAAUGUGUAAGAUGCAUAAAGUACAAGGCUACCAAAAAUCAACCCUUCAUGGCUGAUUUGCCCAGUACAAGGGUAACUAUUGCUCGUCCGUUUCAUCGCACUGGGUGCGACUAUGCAGGCCCUAUAAAUAUUAGAAUAUCCAAGGGUAGAGGAUGUAAAAGCUAUAAAGGUUACAUAGCACUAUUUGUAUGUAUGGUAACACGUUGUAUUCACCUGGAGGCAGUAAGUUCACUUACCACUGAAGGGUUUCUAGCUGCUUACAGACGGUUCGUCGCACGUCGGGGUCCUUGUAAGGAGAUUUGGAGCGACAACGGCUCCAACUUUGUCGGUGCAUCCAAGGAACUGCGAGUCCUCUUCCAGCAGAGCGAGUCUUCUGUCAUGAAAGAGGUCGCUGAGGCCUUAGCUAAUGAAGGUACUGAAUGGCAUUUUAUUCCACCCCGGGCUCCCAAUUUCGGUGGACUUUGGGAGGCGGGUGUUGCCUCUACUAAAUACCAUUUGAAACGGGUCCUAGAUGGCACCACUCUCACGUUUGAGGAGUUAUCAACGGUUUUAGUCCAGGCGGAGGCUUGUUUAAACAGUAGGCCCAUGUACCAGCUACCGUCAAAUGAAGUGGACACUAGUCCACUCACCCCGGGACAUUUUCUAGUUGGCGAAGCUCUGGUAACCGCUCCAGAUCGUAACUAUGAAGAUUCUCAGAUCAGCCCUUUGCAUAGAUGGCAGCUCACCCAGAAGCUCAUGCAGCAGUUCUGGCGAAAAUGGUCUCAGGAGUACCUAACGACGCUCUAUCAGAGGUACAAAUGGACUAAGGUCACCCCGGAGCCACAGGUAGGUGACGUAGUGUUAGUUAAGGAGGAUGAUCUCCCGCCCUCGAAGUGGUUAUACGGGUUAGUACAAGAAAAGCACCCUGGUCCAGACAAUGUCACUAGAGUCGUUACCUUAAAAUGUAAUCAUUCCAAACUUGUGAGACCUGUUUCCAAAUUAAUAGUAUUGCCUGCUGCCAACUAG
Molecule: messenger RNA, 3279 nt
Organism: Cydia splendana
Lineage: Eukaryota; Metazoa; Arthropoda; Insecta; Lepidoptera; Tortricidae
Exons: 4
Coding region: 1-3279 (1092 amino acids)
Biological process (GO): DNA integration
Molecular function (GO): nucleic acid binding
Source: RefSeq, a predicted model, not a curated record